Lates calcarifer (barramundi perch) is the source of this 1818-nucleotide messenger RNA. It is a transcript of the gene plekhb1, whose product is annotated as pleckstrin homology domain containing B1. The transcript has 6 exons. The record is from RefSeq and is a predicted model, not a curated record. NCBI's taxonomy places the organism in Eukaryota, Metazoa, Chordata, Actinopteri, Centropomidae. Bases 178 to 735 code for a protein of 185 amino acids. Gene Ontology annotation, cellular component: membrane. Gene Ontology annotation, biological process: regulation of cell differentiation.
GCUAGAAUAAUCUACCAGUACCUCACUGUCUGUGGGACAGAGGGGAUAUAAACACAUGCAGAAGGAUCCAAAACCAGAUUCUGGAUCAUUUGCUCUUGUAAACACCAAAAUCUAAAACACCUCCUUUUUGCUUUUACUGGAUUAUCAUCAUCAUUACGACUGCGACGGCAGCUAAAAAUGGCGCUCCUGAGGUCAGGCUGGCUGUGGAGACAAACUUCUGUCCUAAAACGCUGGAAGUUAAACUGGUGUGACCUUUGGAUCGAUGGGAGCCUCUGCUUCUACAAGACUGACAGCAGGCGAGAGGUGGAGCAUCGCGUCAGCCUCAAGACAAGAUGUGUAGAUGUGCGGUCCGGACUGGAAUGUGGAGGUGUGACUCCACCGGAGAGUAAUCCCAGGGAGAAUCUCAUCGUGGUUCAGCUCAAAGACGGCUCCACAGUAAACCUCUGCGCCAACAGUGAGGAUGAAUCAAUAGCAUGGAAACUGACUCUGCUUGAGACCAGGAGAAACCCGGUGUUCACAUAUGACCCAUACGAUGACUCCUACCAGGCUAUCCCUAUUAACAGCUAUCAGACUGUCUACAUCACACCUGGAGCAGGACCAGGCACCCACCAGGUGAUUGUUCAGAGGGACCCUUUUGAUGGAGUGGCAGAGCAAGUAGCACUGGGAUUACUGGCAGGCAUGGCCGCAGGAGCAGCCAUGCGAUCCUUCCUCUGGACGCCCAUCUUUUUCUGCUGAGAUCAUCUCCAUUAUCGACAUGACAACACAACACGAGGCCUGUCUGUCCCUGCAGACAGGCAACCUGACAUCAACAUCUGCAGAAAGGCUUUUUUAUCGUCUUUUAUAUCAUCUGUUCUCAAAUCACAUCUGCUGUAACAAACGUUCAGUUUCUCAUGUGCAGUUUUGCAUAUAAAACCCAUACAGAAGAUGAUGUUGUGUAAUUAUAUGUUCUUUUUGCUUGUAUAUAAAACCAAUUCAACCUACUCCUAACCUUUGCAAAACAGGAAGUCAGCUUUGUAUCUGAAUAUUCUUUAAUUUAGAAAAGUGUAGUUUAUGAGGUGUGCAGCAUUUAGUGGAAAAUAAAUUACUGUAGGGAUGGUGAUCAUAAGUGUUGCAUGUUUGGUUGCAUUUAACAAUAAGCCAUAAACACCCAGUUUGACAAAACAAUCUCAACUCAAAGUCUUUUUAUAAAGGUGGAGUGUGUUAGUUGUCGCAGAGGUGGAUCUAUGCCAUUGCAAUUUCAUCCACAGCACUGUAAGGACUUCUUGUUCAUGUGGGGCUGGAGUUGGGAUUGUUUUAAACCAACACAAAUGUGAAAUAGUAAAAAAUGCUUUGGAUUAAAACAGCUAACGAGUUUGCAUGUCAGCAGAUCUAUCUCCAUGACAACUGAGCAAGGUCCAUAUUCUAAUGAAGACCAUGAAAUGGGGUUGAAAACUCCAGAAAAAGCAUAUAUGGAGUUUUUUGUGAAACUACUAAUUUCAAACUACAGAAAAACACUUUUGGAGUCAAUUACAUUUUUGUAUUUAUUUCUUAUAUUUUUGUUUGUAACCAAAAGCCCAAAAAACUUUUCUACAGUAAAGGGAGAAAGCAGUUUUAUUCUCCUAUUAAUGAUAAUGCAAUCACCUCAACAGACAGAGCGAAGACAUGAACUGUGACUAAUAUGUAAUUAAAAAAAAAAAUAAAAAAAAUGUAAAUGUAAUCAAACAUCCAUGUUCAUCCAGUGUGUGGUUAAAACUGAAAAUACAGUAAACUAACUACAGUUAACAGAAGCAUGUCGCUCAUAAUAUACUGAUAAGAGUGCAAAAAAUAUGUUCAAAAUCA